CGUUGCCCGUAUGUUGUAGACUGAGAGUGGAUAGUAUGCGGCUGCUGAUUCAUAAUAUGCUGAUGUCUCGCGUUAAAGGAGUGAAGAAAGGUUACCCAUUUGGCAUAAAGGCAACCAAAGUUGAGGAGAAAAGUGUAGAUUUCAAUGCAGAAUUUAUUGCUAGAAUAAUUUCCAGAAUUGAGUGGGAAGCAUUGGAACAAGCUGCAGAAAGUAUUGGUGUUUCAGAUCUUCCCAAAGAAGUAGUACCUGAAUAUGAGAAGAAUGAGGAGUUUCUGAGACUAGCACAUCAUGCACUUAUGGAGGUUGAAGUGAUUGAAGGUUGUCUUGUCUGUCCAGAAAGUGGUCGGGAGUUUCCAAUCAAAGACGGCAUACCAAACAUGUUACUGAAUGAGGAUGAAGUGUAGACUGACAAUAGUUUAGUGAAUGGUUUUUCAGAGCAAUAGACACAAAGACGGUUGUAUUACCAUACAUUGUCUACAUAAUUUGUCACGUGAUUAUAGCGCGCGUUAAUGUGGA
Messenger RNA from Corticium candelabrum, 516 nucleotides. Its product is annotated as multifunctional methyltransferase subunit TRM112-like protein. The record is from RefSeq and is a predicted model, not a curated record. Gene Ontology annotation, biological process: tRNA methylation; peptidyl-glutamine methylation; rRNA (guanine-N7)-methylation. Gene Ontology annotation, molecular function: protein heterodimerization activity. The coding region runs from base 36 to 404 and encodes 122 amino acids. The transcript has 4 exons. NCBI's taxonomy places the organism in Eukaryota, Metazoa, Porifera, Homoscleromorpha, Homosclerophorida, Plakinidae.